Molecule: messenger RNA, 1584 nt
Organism: Anoplopoma fimbria (sablefish)
Lineage: Eukaryota; Metazoa; Chordata; Actinopteri; Perciformes; Anoplopomatidae
Gene: setd7
Product: SET domain containing 7, histone lysine methyltransferase
Exons: 8
Coding region: 96-1208 (370 amino acids)
Biological process (GO): regulation of DNA-templated transcription
Cellular component (GO): chromosome
Molecular function (GO): histone H3K4 monomethyltransferase activity; protein binding
Source: RefSeq, a predicted model, not a curated record
GUGUCCCAGCAUGCCAUGCCCCACAGACGCCGCUUGGGUGGCCGGAUCAGCAGCUCUCUCGGCGGCGUGGUGGACAUCCAGCAGCUCCCGGCGGCAUGGACAGCGACGAGGACAGCAUGGAGGAGGCCGUGGAGGGUCCAGUGGAUGAAGACGAUCAGCUCCACGGGUUCUGCACAGUAACCUAUUCAUCCAGUGACCGUUUUGAAGGACACUUCACCCACGGAGAGAAGAAUGGCAAGGGGAAGUUCUUCUUCUUUGAUGGAAGUGCACUGGAGGGUUUCUAUGUCGAUGAUGCUCUGCAGGGCCAGGGCCUGUACACGUAUGAAGACGGAUCUGCCCUCCGUGGCACAUAUGUGGAUGGAGAGCUCAAUGGACCCGCUGAGGAGUGCAAUGCAGAGGGCCGCCUGGUCUUCAAGGGCCAGUACAAAGACAACAACCGCUGUGGGAAAUGCUGGAUCUACUACCCUGAUGGAGGCUGUGUGUUCGGGAAGGUGAAUGAGGAUGGGGAGAUGACUGGUGAUUCCGUAGGGUACAUCUACCCUGAUGGACACACGGCUCUCUAUGGAAGCUUUGUGGAUGGAGAGAUCAUUGAGGCUCGCCUCGCUACCCUUAUCACCACCAAGAGUGGAAGGCCGCGCUUUGAAAUCACACCGAACAGUCCUGCGUACUCGUACGACAAGUCAACGUCCACCUGUAUCACUGCCCACGCACUGCUUCCUGACCCUUAUGAGAGUCAGAGGGUGUUUGUGGCAGACUCUAUGAUCAAAGCAGCAGGAGAGGGCCUGUUUAGCAAGUCGGACGCUGAUGCUGACACUGUGAUGGCUUUUUAUAACGGAGUUCGCAUCACACACUCUGAGGUGGACAGCAGAGACUGGGCACUGAACGGGAACACAAUCUCAUUGGACGAGGAUACGGUGAUCGACGUCCCUCGGCCGUUUGACCAGACGGAGAGAUACUGUGCCUCUCUGGGUCACAAGGCAAACCACUCCUUCAAGCCCAAUUGCAAAUAUGACCCGUUUGUCCACCCUCGUUUUGGGCCCAUCAAGUGUGUCCGAACCUUGAGGGCCGUUCAGAAAGAUGAGGAGCUAACCGUUGCUUAUGGUUACGAUCACCAGACCCCUGGGAAUAAUGACCCCGAGGCCCCCGAUUGGUACAAGCAGGAGCUGAAAGAGUUCCAGCAAAGACAGGUGGCUCCCACUAGCCUGUGAAGAGACGGAUGAAUUCUUGUAAACAAAAAAAAAAAAAAACCUCUACAUGUACUACCAGCUUACAACACUCCUGCUCCUCAAUAUCCCCUGCAGCUAUGAACCACACCAUAGAUGUUUGAGAAGUCAUCAUGCCUUAUAUGGUAUUCAAAUGUUCUAUUCCUUGAGCUACUCGGUAUGAACGGGAGCCUUAAAGGCAGCAGGCCUAAGCAACAGAAGAACUAUGCAAGAAACCAAAUGUUGUUUGAGGAGACAUGUCUCUGGCUGAUGUUCUGUCUGAUUUUACCAGUGUCCUCUUUAUUACAUGUUCUUGGAAAUAAAGAUUAAACACUCAUGUGCUUAUACACUAUUACCACUUUCUCAUUCUCACUGUCUAUAG